AUGAGCGACCGCAUCCGCCAGCUCGAAGACGCGCUCGCGAUCCUCCAGUCCAGCGUCACGCGCGACCUGCACCCGCUGCUCGUGCACGACCUGCUCAAGAUCAAGUCCGGCCUCGAGCUGCACUCGGCGGCGCACCUCCAGGGGCGCGCGGCACACAGCGACGACGCCGGCGAGCAGGGCGACGAGGAGUCGCAGUACAUCGACGCGUUUGGCACGCUGGCCGUGCGCGACGACGGCGCGGCGAUGUUCUACGGACGCUCGGCGGGUUCAGAGAGCCUGCUUUUGGACGAGAAUGAGAAAUCUGGACAGCCACCGCCUGCCGCGCCGCACGCAUCGCUGCCGCGCGCGCUGGCCAGGCUGACGACCGCGUUCCCCGCCGCGCCGUCUGGGCUCGCGGACGCGGACGCGGACAUGGACGUGCAGGAGCUGAUGGAGGCGCACCUGCCGCCGUGGCCGCGCGCGGCGCAGCUGUGCGACCUGUACCUGGAGCAGGCGCCGUGGUUCUUCGGGGCGGUGACGCGGCGGCAGCUCGUCGAGGAGGUGCUGCCGCUGUUCUACGCCGAGGCGGUGGAGUACCGCGCGCACGCGGGCGCGAGCGGCAGCGGGAGCAUCGAGGCGGGCGCGCAGCUGAGCAGCUCCGCGGCGGCGUUCGACCUGCAGCCGGCGCGCACGCCGGGGACGGCGCACGACCUGGCGCUGCUGUUCGUGACGUUCUGCUUCGGCGCGCUGACGGACGUCGAGCUGCCGCCCGCGCCGCACAACUCGGAGGCGGAGCAGUACUUCCAGCUGACGCGCGCGGCGCUGAACGCAGAGCCGCUGCUCGAGCGGCCGCCGAGCGUCGUGACGGUGCAGACGAUGGCGUGUGCCUGGUGA
Molecule: messenger RNA, 873 nt
Organism: Postia placenta MAD-698-R-SB12
Lineage: Eukaryota; Fungi; Basidiomycota; Agaricomycetes; Polyporales; Adustoporiaceae
Exons: 3
Coding region: 1-873 (290 amino acids)
Source: RefSeq, a predicted model, not a curated record